CACCAUGAAUACAUUUCUUGUUGACCAGACACCCCAAAAAUUGAAGGAAUUUUUUAUGCUGAUUAUCAAACUUGGUUACUAGAACUUCACGACACUGAGGUAUAGCCAAUCGCAGAUGUUUUGAAUUCUCCUACUAUCAUACGAUUCUUUACUACAACAAGGACAGCAAGGAUGAAGCUGUUUCUCAUUUUCAAAGUAAUUGUGGUUUUUCAAAUUGGGACAAUCACAUCUGGUAAUGAUUGAUUUUAAUAUAAUCUAGUGUUCUUUUUUUACAUCCAUAAAAUACCCCUUCAGCACUUUGCUUUGUAAACUUUCUAAUAACAGGUACAAACAUUUUUGUUUUAAAACUAUUUCGUAAUUAGAACUGUAAAGUUGGUCUUAAAUUCUAAAAUGCUUGAGUCUAAUACACCUCUUUUUUUUUUUUUAAAUUUAUAAAAAAAUUGUUUGUGUAUUAAACUUGAAAAAAAAUUUCAUUAGGAUUAUUACGGAAGAUGGAAUAAGCUCUAAUUAUUUUAUUUUUCACCACCAUUCGUUUGGUAUUACACUAGAAUCACUGUCAAUUUUAAUAGUACUAUUUUGAACAGACCAAUAUUUAAUAGUCUUUUAGAAAUAUAACCAUUAAUUUAUACAGACAAUUAAAAUUACAAUGAAAAAGAGAGAAAGCGAUAUCUCAUAAUAUAAUUCCCCGAGCGGAUAUUUUCCGCCCCACUCUCAAUGCGCACCGUGAUGCGCUCUCAUUCCCUGCUUCCCAUCAUCGUGUGUUUGAUUACUACGAACGCACCAAAAUGCACACAAAAAAGAACACAUUUUAAAACAAGCAUGGGGUUAGUAUACGGAAAUAACGUCAUAAAAUUACACCAUGAGUUUAGCUAGGGUUGGUGUCACCCGGUGCGGUAACCUCAUGGUGUCACCCUACCACCCCCAAAUUCCCAUGAUGGAUUCUUCUUGUAAAAAUAAGUCCACAGUAUAACAAUGAAAAGAACAAACAAAAAAAAAAAACACACAUUCAGAGAAAGUCAUGAGGUCAAUGUAUUUCAAAACUGUAACAACUUUAAGUAAUACUUAUUUGACAUUAAAUUUACUUUAUUUAAAAUUUUCCAUUCCUGUUCGUCAAACCUGGAAACCUGUCAAUCACUUGAUCAAAAGACCGAGCAGCGUGUGCUUUGUAUGCAAGUUCUCAAUUGGGUGUCACCCCUAAACUAGUGUCAACUGGUUCGGUCCUCACCCGCGCACCUUAUAGCUACGUCACUGGGUUGCGUUGCCCAAGAUAUAUAUAUAUAUAUAUAUAUAUAUAUAUAUAUAUAUAUAUAUAUAUAUAUAUAUAUAUAUAUAUAUAUAGAGAGAGAGAGAGAGAGAGAGAGAGAGAGAGAGAGAGAGAGAGAGGAAGAGAGGAAGAGAGAAAGAAAUNUUUGUAGAGAGAGAGAGAGAGAGAGAGAGAGAGAGAGGAAGAGAGAAAGAGAGAAAGAAAGAUAGCGAUAGAGAGAAAGAGAGAUAGAGAGAGAGCAAAAGAGAGAGCUAGGGAGAGAGGAAAUAGCGAGAGAGAGAGAGAGAGAGAGAGAGAGAAAGAGAGAAAGAGAAACACACACAAGGCCAUGAUAAUGAUAUGCAAUGAUGUUUCACCUAUGAGGGGUGGGUCAACAAUAAUACAUUUUUGUCCGUAAUGGCAAAUGUAAAAUUCAGAAUGUUAAAUAUAUAUAUAUUUUUUUAAAUGACGCUGUUGAUAUGUUUUACUAUUUUAUCAUUUAGUUAGCCCUCAAUUUUUACACACACAAAAAAAAAAAAAAACCCAACAAUAUUAAUAAUUAAAAUAACCACAAACACACGCAAAAAAAUCAACAAAAAAACACGCCCUUAUAAGGCAUAACAAACACCGGUGAAUCUACGUUUUCUAUAAAAUUUUCAAAGUUGCUUGUUAGUAAUUGUGAAUUUAAAUGUAUAUUUUUAAAAAAAAAUUGUUAAAGCUGCCAGGACACGUUAGGAGAGGAACAUGGUGAUAGAGUUGAAAAUCCCACAUAUGCUUAGUGUAAACCCAUAGCUGAUUUAAAGAAUUCACUGUCAUUUAUUUAGCACACACAAAAAAAAAAAAAAAAAAAAAAAAAAAAGUUCAAGAUCUGAUUGUUGUUGUUAAUAAGUUUGGCUUAAUUUCUUUCAGGUGCAGAAUGUCCAGUAUUUCAUUUCAACGAGACGACUCAGAUCAUGACAAGCCCAAAUUUCCCUUCCAGCUACCCAGACAAUUACGCGUGCUCAAAGUUGUUCGUUAACAGUAAUGAAGGCCCUAUUGAAUUCAGGUAAAUCAAAUUUAAAAUAAAUCAAGUUAUUAUUUUUUUCAAAAGUGAAAUCUUGUAAUAAUUAUAAAGCUAGAAAGAUUGAAAGUUUGCCCAUAUCCCACAUCUCAUUUAAAGCACCCCCCCCUCCGGCCCAGGGAUGUCUUUUGCGUAGGGCAUCCCCCACACCCACCCCUUAAUUUGCAAGUUUUAUUUAUAUUGCUAUGUACUAUGGUGCCUCCAGUAAUAAACAACUUNGUUCAUUAGUAACUAAAUAUCUACUGUAAUAUGGAUAUCUACAACGUUAAACGAUAUUAGGAUCUCCGGUUAAACUGAGUUCCACAAGAGGAAUUAAACGGCCACUUUGUCAAUAUCCGACCUUGCCGUUUAAAGUGUGAAAUGUAUUGUAAAAACUGGUACCCAAUUUAAAACCGGAUUCCUAAAACAGACACCAGGCUGCUAAAAAGAAAAAAAAAGCUAUUAUAGGAUCUUCCCGAGUUAAGACUGAUCGCAAUUAAUUAAUAUACGGCGGAUGCAAAAAAUAUUUUUUUUAAAAGUAAGCUUAGACUACUUAGAGAGCAACAUCUCCCAUCCACACAAAUUGUUAUUGUAAAUUAUGUUCACUUCCUUAAAUGAUUUACUAGCCACGCCUUUUUAAAUGUUGUUUUUGGGGGUAAAAUUCCUCUCAAGAUUUUCAUUGAACGAUUUAUUUAAUUACUUUACGUUGUUCUUUUUGUGCGUAUGCCCUUUUUUGUCAAAUUGAAAGAUUGUGUAUUUGAACUUCAUCUGAUAAUGUGGUAUCUCUUAGUCACUAGCACAGUGGUUCUCAACCUUUCUAGUGCCGCGACCCCUUAAUACAGUUUCUCGUGUCGUGGCGACUCCCCAGCCACACAAUUAUUUUCGUUGCUACUUUUUAUAGCUGUAAGGAUAUAUGUUUUCAGAUGGUCUUAGGCGACCCCUGGAAAAGGGUCCCGUGACCCCCAAAGGGUCGCGACCCACAGGUUGAGAACCGCUGCACUAGCAGAUUCUGAGUGCAUUCGUUAAUUUUGGCAUUGUUUCCCACUGCACAGUGUUCUCAGUUAUUGGCGCAACAGGGGUGGCCCGGGGUUGGGGGGGGGGGCGAUGAUGCCACCGCCCGAGAAAAAAAAUAAUGCUGAGCAAUUUAGGACCGAUUUCUUAACAGGGAUCUUUGCUCAGCUUAUGGCGACAAUACAAUAGGGAAAACCAAAGUUAUAUAAACAUUGUGCAUUAUUGUACAGUGUAUUAAUAAUACCUCCGGGGGCGGGUGGACACCAUGAGUUGUACCGCACCGGGUGACACCAACCCUUGGUACGCCACUGAGAAUGAUAUCACGUCAAAAGCAAUGAGGCCUAUUUUCUACGCAACUAUGUGUUUCCGAAGCCAGAGGUUAGAAUAAAAUCCGAGGUCACUUGAUCUAUGCAGGCGUGCAUACCGCAUUGUUACCAGUGCAGGCCCCACUUUAUUCCAUCUAAUGUAAAUCUCAAAAUUAACUGCACAAGAUCAAAGGUUGCAAAAAAAAAAAAAAGGUUUAAAUAUUUAUUUUGAAAACAAUAGCAAAAAACUAAAUUUCCGCUUAUAAUCAGGAGAUGUCUAUACCAGAUAGACUACGUCAUAUACAUUUAUAAAUUUGAGUUUUGCAUUAUUCCCGUUUUGUCUGGUCGCCUCAUGUACAGUAGGUUUGGGACCAGAAUCACUUUCCGGUGUUUGUACGCAAUUAUGAUAUGACGUUCACAUUGCAUACGGAAAUAAUAAUAAUUAUUUAUUUAAAAAACAAGCACGGGUAGUUCGUAUAACCGAAGUUUUGGAUACAUGGUAUUCGGAAAAUCGACACUCUGGUGUACGGAAAAUUGGGGGGUGGGGGGGGAGCGGACUGGCAAAACUUGUGGAGCUCGUUCCAGGCGGUAUUUAGUCAAGGUUCGCCACUGUUUUUAUGAGCCCCACAAGUCUAUCAAAUAGCUGAGAACGACUGCACUGACAGGAGAUAGAAAGUGAUCUAGUUUAAAUUUAUCUUGGUGUCUUUUGACCGCUUAUAUUUGUCUCUAAACCUACCCUGCAAAUUUUUCUUUCAGAAUAAUUCAGAUGUCUACAGAAGGCCAAUACCCUUGUAGGUACGAUUAUUUGAUGGUCUAUGAUGGUAGAAACGCGAAUUCUCAAUUAAUUGGAACAUACUGUGGUAGUGAAAGAGCCGUCUUAAGAUCUUCUCGUAGCGCUUUGUAUGCCACUUUCAGAACGGACGGUUCUGUAACAUCAUCUGGUUUCAGUGUUAGCGUCUCUAACAUAGGUAGGUAACCAGACACGUUAUAUAGGUAACAGCGAAACCUUAUUAUUUUGUUAGUUUGUUUAUUUGUGGUUUUCACAUUGGAUUUUCUCCCCAUAUUUGAAGAUAAUCCUUGGUUAAAUCCAAAGAGUUUGGAGUCAUGAGUUUCAUUCUUUUACUUUCAUAUUACUGUUAAGCAUAAGAAUGAUCAGUGGCGUAGCUAGGGAAUGCGGGGGUGCGCACCACACAGGGUGACACCAUCUCAGGGGGUGACACCAAAUUAAAAAAAAAAAUUGCAUAUUUAAAGAGCACACACUGCUCAGUCUAACAGAAUUUCUUAUAAGGAUAACGGAUCACACUUACGUUUUUCACACAUGUUACCAAUCAAAAUGCGUGCUUUAUUAAAGUUCAAGGUUGUCAGAAAUAUAGUGAACAUACAAUCAAUUAAGUCAGAAAAACACCUCUUUGACCAUGAUUCAACGUGGAUUUAACAAGAAGAAAGCCAUCGUGGAAGUCGGGGGGAGGAGGGGGGCGGGGUUGACACCAUGAGUUUACCGCACCGGGUGACACCAUCCCUUGCUACGCCACUGAGAAUGAUAUAAAUUUUAGUGAAAAUAACAUUGAGAAAUUAUGAAAAUGUAGAUAGACAACUUUAGACAGCCAAUUUAAAGAACCAGGCAAAAAAGCAAACCAGCUUCCUUGACAUUCAUGAUGUCACUAUCGAAGAUGAUUUUCUUUGGCUUCCCAAGAGGGUCUCUCAAUUUAAUGCUUCCUCUAACUGUGCAUCUUUGCUUUGUGCCAGAAUUCUCUGAAUAUUAAGUUCUGGGGAAAAACAUAUUUUUUUCUUUAAUUAUUAAUUGGCUUUCCUUCAACAAUUAUAUCCGUAAAAACUGCUCGUUAAUUCCAUUAAUUUCUAUAAAUUAUAUUGUGUUGGUUUUAGCAGUUAUUUUUUUUACCAUCUGCUUAGUCCAAUGAACCAAUUGCUGACGAACACCAAUGUUAACCGUCUCUUACCUGAACUGAACUUCACACGACGAUUAUAAUUAUAGCCACACAUUUUUAUUUCCCGAACGAGGAUAAAAUAAACUUUUUUUUUUUUUCAAUGCAAUCAGGAUUUCUUUCAGGCAAAUCUGGGGGGGGGGGGGGAAGAACUGCCGGGAAAGUCAAGUGCCCCCCACCUUAGCAAAAUGAGUACAACGAUAUAAAGAUUAUAGACUAUACUUUUUUAAAAAAGAAAACUACUAAAUGUUCUUUUUUAUACAGUUUUAAAAAUAUUAAUAUCUGGUGCCUUUUACCGAUUAUAGUUAGUGGAAUAUAUGAAAUGUCUAUGCUGGAUAUAUUUGAUGAUCAGCAUAUUGAAAAAGUCUAAUCUUGUUAAAGACAUAUAUUUUUCGAUUAUAAAUAUCACACUGGCCGCUCCUGAUUAUAAAUCGAAGUCUUACUUUCAUGUAGUUCGCAUAUAUCGGUAUUUAAAAUAAUUUUUUUUUUUAACAUCACAAGUGUAAAGAUAAAAAUAACACCGCAUCAAUACCUCAUUAAUAUCACUGUCUACAAUUUUAAUUAGGGGUGUGCCGGAAUCCGGUCCGGAAUCCGGUUCCACCGUAUUUUGCACUAUCCGGUGAAAUCCGGUUCCGCCGGAUUUACAUGUAUCAGGAACAACCGGAAUCCGGAAUAUACCAGAUUUCGGAAUUUGCCAGAUUUUGUGACUCACCGUAUCAUAAUCUGAAAUAAAAGUAAUUCUCUUUCCCGAAUUCCACACGAUCACGAUACAUUAAUCAAUUGUUUGGAGCGUUGAGCUUGUUUAAUGUUUAAUAUUCCGAACAUACCAGAGGCUAGAGUCAGCACCGCUAAUAGUGGCCAGUGCCAAUAGUACUAACAUCCGGAAUCCGUGAGAAACCGGAAUCCGGAUUAUUCCGGAAUCUGGAUCCGGCGGAUUUCGCAUAAGAAAAUCCGGAUCCGGAUCCGGUUGGAAAAAACGGAUCCGGCACACCCCUAAUUUUAAUACUAAUUUUUGCUAAGUUUCAAACAUGCGCAAUCUAUUUUUAAAAAAAUAUUUCAUCAUAAAAGCAUGACUUUUAAAGUAGGGCUAAGUGUUGAUUAUACAUUGUAUGAUGGCGUUCUUCUUUAAAAAUAUUUCAUCAUAAAAGCAUGACUUUUAAAGUAGGGCUAAGUGUUGAUUAUACAUUGUAUGAUGGCGUUCUUCUUUAAAAAUAUUUCAUCAUAAAAGCAUGACUUUUAAAGUAGGGCUAAGUGUUGAUUAUACAUUGUAUGAUGGCGUUCUUCUUUAAAAAUAUUUCAUCAUAAAAGCAUGACUUUUAAAGUAGGGCUAAGUGUUGAUUAUACAUUGUAUGAUGGCGUUCUUCUUUAAAAAUAUUUUUAUUUGCAUAACUUUAAAUUUAGUCGACGUCAUGUGUGUUGAGUUAUACAAAAUGGAUAUUUAACGGACGCGUACAAAAAGUGUACAUUUCAUCAACUAUUAUAUGGAAAGAGUUUGUGUUUUCAUUUAAUAUGAUCUUUUUGUAACAAUGUUUCCUAUAUUACAGAGAUUAAAAAAAAAUAAAAAUACGUAGCCUAUAUUUAAUAUGACCCACCUAUUUGCACAGAUUUUGAAAUUUGUUUCUCUUUUCUAGAUAGAUAUCUUUCUGAAAAUUAAACAAAACAAAUCAAAGCAAAAAUAAAAAGAUUUUCGCGAACUAGCAUUUCGAUGAUCAAGUAAAUUCUAUUUCAAAAAAAAAUUAUUGGUACUAAAUCAAUGGUUCUUAACCUGGGUUCGACCGAACCCCAGGGGUUUGGUGAGGCAGUCUCAGGGGUUCGGCGGAGGUAAAAAAACAACAACAAAAAAACAGAAAUAAAUCAUUUUUUAAUUUUUCCUAUUAUAUGAAGGAUUCUGUGAAUGCGCAUAUGAAACUGGUGGGGUUCAGUAUCCCUAACAAGGUUAAGAACCACUGUACUAAAUUAAUAAAGAAUUAAGCAUGCUACCCAGACGACCCCACCAAUCAAGAUUAAUCGGCGCCCUCAAUUUCUGCCCUACUUCCCGAGGAAGAUGAGAGCCAGAAUGAUCAAUUCAUUGAUCGUGGGCCCUCAAAAUAAAGAAGAAGAAGAAGAUGAACGCCGAUGUUGGUAUCGCUUGAUACACUGCCUAGGGGCGCAGCUACCGUUAGUGCUGCUAUGGGCGGGAACAUAUUUUUGCCGUCCUCCCUUUCAAGAUACAAGGUCUGCAGUUGUCCGACAAUGCCAAACCUUCAUACAGAGCCGUUCUUAGGCAUAGGAAAAUUAGGCAACCCUAGGGCCCCACUACCAUGGGUGCCCGCAGAAAACUUUCUAGGGGGGGGGGCAAAAAAAAUCGAUUAACUUUCCAGGGGGGGCAAGUGCCCCACCUUGCCCCUACCUGCGGGCGCCCAUUCCCACUAAAAAGGAGGUUCCGGCGGGCUCUUUUUUUGUUGCCUACAACUUGAAAAUCCAUAUAUUUCAGAAAUACACAUUUUCUCUAGUGGCGGAAUUAUCAAUAUGGUUAGUGAUUACACGCAAGCAAAGAGGAAACAGUAACGAACGCAAAGUGGAGGUGCCGCAGUGGUUGGUGAUGCUUUCUCCUCUGCUUCGGGGGCCCCCUACAUGCGCUCCAUGCAUAGGGCCCCCAAAAUCUUAAGAAAAGCUCUGCUGCAUAUAUAGUGUUGGCGUCAGGGGAGAAGAUUAAUUUUUAUGCCUCCCCCCCCCACCCUCACCAUUCUGAAACUAACUAUUUUCAACCAUUAAAACAAUCAAAGCCCAUUUCCUCCUAGUCUGGCACCCCCGGGACACAUGCCCCUUAUAUGCCACCCCUUACCUACGCCUCUGGUCACUGGCAAGUGUCACAGCCCUCCCACCACCCCUAAAAUUUGAAUACCCCCCUCCCCCAGGGGAAAAAUGUCGGAAAGAAACACUGAAUGUGAUGGCCCUAGCAAUUAUCGUUUUGAGGACCGUUAAACAAAUUGUUAAAAAAAUCGCAGAAACAAUAAAUGAUGACGGACUAUUAUACAAUUCACUUUAAAAUAUACUAUGAACGUAUUAUAGAAUGUAAAAACAUCUCGUAGAUAAUAAGUCAGUAACAUCUAACCAACCACUGGCCUAUUAUUGAUACCAUACACACCCGCAGUUGGCUACGUAGAAUAGCGUCAAUACAGUGUGCGGUGGAGACAUUAAAUGUGAAAUUGAACAUUUCAUAGAGCUUGCGCGGGUCACUUUCUUAAAAAGAUUGCAAUUAAAUACAAGAGCUAGAUACCACUAGAACAGGGUGCCAUUAAACAGGUGUCAUGGCCUGUGUAUUGACCUAGUUUUUGUUGUUGUUUUGUUCACCACCAGCCGUGGCAAUCAACCCUAACUCCCCAUCCACCUUUUUUUAUUUUGAUGUCACUGAUUAAACCCUCGACCCAGUUUCAUAAGCAAUCGUAUAUAUUAAAAAAAAAACAACACAAGAUCAGGGUAUCGCCAAAACAGGGCGCCACCAGAAUUGGGUGCAUCCUUAACAAGAUGCCACCAGAAUUGUAACAUGAUUUGUUUUUCACUUUUAAAUUAAAUUCAUAGUCUCUCUAUAGUUUCUCAUAUUUUCAAAGGGUACGAUGCACUUAGUCCAUGUGUCCGUUCAGCUCAGUGCAAAAGUCCAUUGAUCUGCAAAAAUGGCCGAUGUGACUGCCCUGAUGAAUAUUUGAACUCUCAUACAGGCUUAUGUAACCCAAGUAAGGCAUGCAAGUCAUCUCCUAAUUGUUAAAAUAUUGUUAAUAAAGAAUGUAGUAUAUUUAAAAGCACUUUAAAAUAAACCAUACUUAUUAAGUAAGCAAUUAUAUAUGGGCUAAUAUUUGUAAAGAAAUAUAUAAAAUCAAUCAUUCAACCAUCAGCUAAUUAAAGAGUCAUAAAGCUGAUUUGUAAGAUACUAUUCUUUAUUUCUAUUAUUACUGAAUACUACUUUAAAAUUAUUAUUUUAUUUUUAAAUGCAACAAAAUAUUAUUUCUUCUUACAACAAAUAGGGCCUACAUUAUUUAAUCCACUUAGUAAAAAAAAAAUUAAAUUCAAAUAAAAUAGAGGAGUUUAAAUUUUGAAUUUUAGAUUUUUAAAUGAUAAUCCCAUUUAAUUUCGAAUUAAAUAAAUAUAUCAAAGAAUCAAAUUCUUUGGGUGAUUUUUAAAAAUCUGAGUCAGCAUAUCGGAAUUAAAAUUACUAUCUUUAAUUCUAUGAAAUACUUUUCUUAAAUUUUUAAUAUGUUAUGUUGUAUCAAAAUAUUUUUUUAAAUAUAUUAAUAAGUGUUAAAACACAAAUACAACAGAAAAUAAGAAAAAAAUUAGAAACUUCUUUCAUUUAUUUGACAGUAAAUAGAGUUGUAAUAUAAACUCUAAUAAGCUUAAUUUAAAGGAAGAUAUUUCAAUAAUACAAAAAAUUAUGAAUUUAAAAUAGUAUUUACUUAAUUACUUCUUAACAAAAAAUUGUUUACUUCUUCUUAAAAAAAACAAAACUAGAACAACCAGCUUACAGCGUGUGUAACAGACAUUCUGAAUGCCUAGAUACAUUAGUGUGCCUGGCUGGUAAAUGUAACUGCGAAAGGGAAAAAUAUCUGGAAAUUACUGAUGGAAGGUGUAAAAUAAGUAUGUCCUUUCAAAUGUAAUAUUCUAAUUGUGAUAUCAUGUUUUUAUUUUAAAAAGUCACGACAAACCACUAUUCAAAGUAAAAAAACGAAGAAACAUAAAUGUCAAUUGAUAAUUAAAUUUUGUUUGAAAAAAGCUUUAAAAAAAUAAUAUUAAUUAAUUCUUUUUACCGGGUAGCCUACUUGCUAAACCUUAAAAGUGUUAAAUUUUUCUAACAGAAAUUGGACAUCUAGGGAGCUGUAAUUCAACAAGUCAAUGUUCAGAAAGUUUAGCAUGCGUUGCCAGAGUUUGUGUUUGUACGACAGAGGAAUUUUAUAACACCAGUAGCAAUUUAUGCAACACUAGUAAGUCAGCCAUGACCUUUAAUUUAACUCAAAAUAUUUUCUUCAAAUUCAUAUUGUAUAGUGCAUGAACUAUUUUAUCAAUAAAAAAAUAAACAUUAUUCAUAUGGGAAAUAUUAUAUUCUCUUUAUGAAAUUAUAAAGGACGUAGUGCAAGAAACAUAUGUGCAAUGAACAGUCAAUGUAAAGCCACACUGAUAUGUAUAGAGGGAAAGUGUAAUUGUCAUAAAGACAAUUAUCUAGAUGAUUCCACAGGAUUGUGCAUACCAAGUAAGUGAUAUAUGUAUCAUUUAAUUUUCAUCUAGAUUCAAGAUAAUUGAUUAGGAGGACUCCGAAUUUUGUUCAUUUCAAUUAAUAAAUAUUUGAAGCUGCAUUUUCAACAAAGCUCUUUAAUGCAAUUUUUAUUUGAAUAAUAAAGAGAAAUAAUGAGGUUGAUAUAGCAUUUUGAAUGAAAUAAUAAGUUGUUUAUUAUGUUUUAUCAAUUCAAAAAUUUAAAUGGAAUAUAAAAAUAAUUCUAUAACAUAUUUCCUCCACCAUUAAAGUUUAAAAUAAAAGCUUUUUAAAAAGAUAUUUUUAAAAUGAGAUAGAAAAAAAACAACUAAUAUAUUAUUUUAAAAUUUUAAUUAAUUAUUCAUGAUAAAUUAAAAAUUUUUAAUAAAUUUUUUAUCAAGGGCAACCUGCAUAUGGCAUUUGUAGUAGCUCAUCUAAGUGCCAAGAAACACUGGUAUGCUUAGCUGGCAAAUGCAACUGUAUAAAAGAAAAUUAUUUGGACCCUGCUGAUGGGACAUGUAAAGCAAGUAUGCUCUGUUCUAUUUUCUCAUAUUAAUAAAUUAAUUUAAAAAAAUAUGUUAAUGUUAGCCAAGUUAAAGUGUAUAAUUUUAAAAAAAAAGUAUUUAAUACUAUUUUUAAAAUACAUUUAUCAGUUCAUUUUACUAACAAUAUGUAAACUAAUAACUUUUAUUUUUAUGUCAGGGAUUGGAAUUCAAGGAAAUUGCCAUUCAACAUCUGAGUGUGUUGAAAACUUAACUUGUGUCUCUGGGAUAUGUGAUUGUACUUUGGAAGAGUUUUAUAACACAAGUAGCAAUAUAUGUCACAUUAGUAAGAAAUCAGUAUUUGAACAAUAGUAAAUAAUCUCAUGUUUAGAUAUUUUACUUAAAUAAUGUCCUUUCUGACAAUAUUUAUAUUAAAUUUAAAAAGCUUCACCAUUGUCGCAUGAAACCAUGAAAAUUAUAUUAUAUAAUAUAUAAAUUACUAACUAAAAUAUGUUGGCAUGCCCAGAAUUACUCUGGAUAGCUAUAAUUUAUAAAAACAUUGCUGAGUGAAUAAUGCUUGCACUUUCUACAAUAAUAUAGGGCACAAAGUAUAUAGCUCAUGUGCUGAUUCUAAUCAGUGCCAGGAAACAUUGACAUGCACAGAUGAACACUGUGACUGUGAUAUAGAAAACUAUUUGGAAUCUUUGACAGGGCUUUGCAAACCAAGUAAAUAUCAAUAUGUUCAACUAUUCACAAUAUCAUGCAUUUAAUAAUUUUAUAUUAAAUAAAUACCUUUUAUGCACCACAUUUGUAGAUAGUACAAGAUAAACAACUUGUGACCAAAAUUAUAAUCUAGGAUUGUAUUAUGAUAAAUAAUAUAAUAUUGUUUUCAACAAAUUAUUUAAGGUAAUUAACACUAUUUGAAAGUUUUGUGUAAGGAAAGUGUUGAUUGAAUAAAAUGAAUUCACAUAUCAUAUGAAAAUAUUAAGGCUGAUGUCUCAAAUAACUUCCCAAUUUUGCCAAUAUCUUUUUUAAGGACUGCCUGCCUUUAGUGCAUGUAGUAAUUCAUCACAGUGCCAAGAAACAUCAGUUUGUUUGGAUGGUAAAUGCAGCUGUCUGAAAGAAAAUUAUUUGGAUAUGAGCGAGGGCAAUUGUAAAUCAAGUAUGUUGUAUUUUUAAUUCAUACCUAAAAUUACAGAACAUUGCGUCAAUGUUAACAAAUCUGAAAUUUUAUUAAUAUCAUGACUGUAUAAAGCAGCAGUUCUCAACCUUUGGUCGUGACACCUUUAGCGAAAGAAUGACCCUUUCACUGGGGUGGCCUAGGGCCAUUGUAAAACAAAUAUACCCUACAGCUAUGAAGUAGCAACGAAAAUAAAUUUGUGGUUUGGGGUCGCCAUAACAUGAGGAAAUAUAUGAAAGGGUCGCGGCAUUAGAAAGGCUGAGAACCACUGGUUUAAAAUAGAGCUGAAAAUGGUGAUUCCAUCAACAAUAGAUUUAUAAAUGUCUUUUAUUUUAAUAUGUUCAGAAAUCCAAUGAUGGAUGAAAGAGAGUUGAAUUGUAAUAUUUGCAAAUAUUUAAACUGUAUCGUGUUCAUAUUGUUAAUUAAAAAAAUAAUCUUACUUGAUGUCACUGUUUGUAUUAAGUUAUAUUAUAUGUUAAAAAUAAUAGUCCAUACCUUAGGUUUCAAACAGUUCACAAUAAUAUACAAAAAUAAAAAUAGAUUGCACAGAAACAAGAUAUAUUUUGAAUCAUAUCAAUUAAAUCUCAAUUUCUAUAAUAGGCCUAUAUAUGUACCAAAUCUUGAUCUACACUACUAGUUUUUUUUUAUCAACCUUCUAUAGAGUUGUUCCCAACCUGACCAAAUCAAACAUUCCCAUUGGUCAGUCUUUAUGUCCCAAUACUCUGUAUAUAUGCACAGGGAAUAUAGAAUAUUAACUACAUCAGUUGUCUCCAAUCGUGGUUCACAAAUUCAUUAUGAUAUCAGUGACGAUUACAAAACGUUAACAGGGAACAAAAAGGAAGGAAUUUGCCAGUCAACAACACAAUGUGCAGAAAGUUUAACAUGUGUCUCUGGAAUAUGUGAUUGUUCAUUUGAAGAGUUUUACAACAGAACUAACAAUUUUUGCGAAAAAAGUAAGUAAAAUGGUAUGUUGAUAAAAUAAUAUUGGUAUCUUAUUAUCUUAUAUUCGGAAAAAUGGACCACACUGUUGUUUCUUGUUUUAGCUGUAUCUUUCUUUUAUUUUUACAUUUCCAUGAGUGUAAAUUAUAUUUUAAAUGUGUUUAUAAUUGAAAUCUAUCUUUUUAAAAAUAAUUUCAAAACAAAAAUAUUUCCUAAACAAAAAAGGGCACAGUAGUUACAGUACAUGUGUUGAAUCUACUCAAUGCAAAGCUACACUGAUCUGUAUAGAAGGGAAAUGUAAUUGCUCUAUAGAUAAAUAUUUGGAAUCUAAUACAGGACUCUGCCAAACAAGUGAGUCUAAGUUUUAGCUUGUUAAAAUUAAUUUAUGUAUCCAUUUUUGUGAUAAAAACAAAUAUUUCACUCUUAAUUUCUCUUUUAAAUUAAAGAAUUGCACUUACAAUUUCUUUUUUUAUUUGAAGGGCUUUCUAAAGAAAAAGGAUGCAACUUCUCAAAUCAAUGCACAGAUAAUUUAAAUUGUAUUUCUGGACUGUGUGAUUGUAAUGACAACCAGUUUUAUGAUAUCAGCUCAAAGAUUUGUGUUUCAAGUAAGUUUUUUUUAGAUAUAGUUAUUUAACACCAAAUAGAAAAUAUUUUAACUUAAAAUUUUUUAAAUUCUUAUUCAUAAUGUCAUGUGUAAUAUUUAAAUAUUUAUUUCUAAUUAUUCUAUUUAUAGGGGGUUCUGCCUUCAGUCCAUGUAAUGCCUCAUCUCAAUGCAAAAAUAAUUUAACUUGUAUUAAUGGCAAAUGUAACUGUACACAAGAGCAGUAUCUUAACACUGAUAAUGAUAUUUGUAAAGCACGUAAGUAUUCCUUCCUCAUACUUAUAACAGAAAUGAAAAAAAAUAUUUAAACAGAGUUUUGUUUUACAGAAAUAAAGAUAAUAUUAAACUUAAAUCUUUUUAAUAUGAAGCCUAGGAGUUAUUCAAGAACAGAAAUAUAAAAUCUGAAAAUAAGAUAAAGUGCUUUAUAUCUUAAAGCAUCCCAUUUCUCAUAUAGGUUUGGACCCAUUUAAUUACUGUGAGGACACUCUCCAAUGUAAAGCUUCAUUAAAUUGUAUAAAUGGAAGAUGCAACUGCACAAGUGAUACAUUUUUGGAGCCUGAUUCAGGAAUUUGCAAAUUAAGUAAUCAAUAUUUCUUUUUGUGUGGUUGUUUAAACUAACAAAACAAACCCUGUUAUCAUAUAUAUUUAAGUCAAUUUUUAAAAAAAAAUGUUUUAUGUAAACAUCAGUCAACUUCCAGAUUGAAAAUCUUUCAUGUUGAAGAAGGUUAAUGUUAUUUAAUUGUUUUUAAAAAAAGUUGCGAAUCAGCCACUGUAAAAUAUUUAAAUUAACGAAUAAUUUAACUAACUCUCAGCUUCUAAGAAUAUUUAGAAAGAGGGACAAACAAAGAUUAGUAAUAUUUAAAUUUUAAACAGGAUUUGCUGCCUACAGUGUUUGUGAAAACUCCCUUGAGUGUCAGGACACACUGGAUUGUUUGGCUGGCAAAUGUAGCUGCAAAAGAGAAAGCUACUUAGACAUUUUUAAUGGAAAAUGUAAAUCCAGUAAGAAGAGUGAUGUUUGGUUAGUUAAUUGUUUGCCAGAAGUUAACUGUUAGAACAGUAAUGCAAGAAAAGAAAGUUUAAACUACGAACAAAUGGAAUCUGUAACCCUUUACCAUUAUUUGUACUGAUCAGAGGUUAAAAAGAAGAUUUAAUGUUUAGAAAAAAGUUAUUAUUUGCAAAUUUUAAGUUUUAAAAAUGAAAAUUCUAUUUAUAAUGCAGGAUUUUAGUUAUAGACCUAAAAAUAUUUGAAGCAGACAUCUUUAAAAACAAUAAUAACCAAGUUGACAAUCAUUUAAUAUGUUAAUAUAUAGUUUAGAAUCAAUAAGUUUUCAGUUUCAAUCAGUUUGAAUCCUAAACUUUAUUUCUAUUAAAAAAGAUUCAUUUAUUAAAUUAAUUCUUGAUCAUUCAUUUAUACAUUUAAAAUAAAUCAAUUUAAAUAUGUGUAAUUUAUUUACCUUUUGUCAGGAAUUGAUUAUGGAGGUAACUGCAGAUCAUCUAUUCAAUGUUCGGAAAGUUUAAGCUGUGUCUCUGGAAUUUGUGAAUGUUCAUUAAAAGAGUUUUAUAACAUCAGUAGCAUGAAUUGUCAGACCAGUAAGUAAAAAGUCAAGCUUAAUCUAUUAUUUGAGUAGUGCUAAAGUCUUGAGCUUUGACUAUGAAUAAAGUUCACCAAAUGUUAAUUAUAAAAAAAAAAUAAUUUUGAUAGUUUGUAAAAAAAUUCAAGGUUAUCUCAUAAACAAAUAAAAAGUUAUCUCAUAAUCUUUGCUCAGUGUCUAAAUAUACUUAAUAUAAUUAGAAUGUAUUUUUCUCCCUUUUUAAUAUUACAAAAGAAUACAGCGCUUACAGCUCAUGCACCAAUUUCUCUCAGUGCAAAGCCACAUUGGUCUGUGAAAAGGGAAAAUGUAAUUGCUCCAAUGAAAAUUACUUGGAAUCAAAUACAGGACUUUGCAAAGCAAGUAAGUCUUUCAUAGUUUAUUUUAUCCUUUUUUACAUUGUUAUUUAUAAAUGAGAUAAAUCUCUUCUUUUAAUUUUAAGAAUAUAUAAAAGUUAAUAUAAAACAUCCAGUGCAUGGUUUAGCGUGAGUAAAUAUGCCUUGUCAGCACUUUCAAAAAAAGUCCCCAAUCACACACAGCAUUUAUGUCUUAACCUCAUAAGUGUUGAACAGAUCUCUUUCAAUAUAGACUUUUCCCUGUGUAUUCUUCUGCAUCCAGCCAUUUUUAGUUUAAAGAAAUAUUAUUUGUGUCCCUAUUUUUUUUCUAAAUACUUGCAAUCAAUUUUACAACUUUUCUGUGCUAACUUCUUUACAUUUUCACAGCAUUUGGAAAAGAAGGAAAGUAUAAUUUUUAUUAUUAUACUUGUAAUAUGAAAAGUGUUUUGAAUCUAUCUAAAGAUUUAUUUUGCUUCUAAAUUCUCUUUUUGUUAAUAUAAUCAGAACUCCCUGCAUACAGUACAUGUGACAACUCACCACAGUGCCAAGAUACAUUGGUCUGCUUGGCUGGCAAAUGUAAAUGUAUCAAAGACAAAUUCUUGGACAAUCUUGAUGGACAGUGUAGAGCCAGUAAGUUGAGUUAUUUUUGCUAUUUUUAAUUUUAAGGGCAUUUGAUGUGAAUUUAUUUUAUGCAGUAAGGUUUCAAUUUUAAAAAGGAAAAUAAAUGAAAAGCAAUGUUGAGAUUAGAGGCCGACCGAAUUUUGUUUCGGCUUCGGUUUCGGCGCCGAAAGUGGCCAUUUUAUCACUUUCGGCCAAGUUUCGGUUUCGGCCAAAACUGAAAAGUUAACUUUCGGUUUUUCUUCGGUUUCGGCCGAAAUUGACUUAGACUUUCGGCCAUAUGGCCGAAAGUGACUCAGGUUUACCGUCAUCUGAUACUCAGCAAAAGCGAUUUUUAACAACAAACUAAGCGACAUUUAAGAACAAAUUAAGCGAUCUUUGAGAACAAACUAAACGAUCUCAAAGAACAAACUAAGCGAUCUUUAAGAACUAUCUAAGCGAUCUUUAAUAACAAACUAAACGAUCUCAAAGAACAAACUAAACGAUUUCUUAGACCGAACUAAAUGAUCUUUAAGAACAAAACAAAUGAUCUUUCAUAGUACACUAAAUGAUUUAUAAGAAUAAACUAAGCGAUCUUUAACAGAAAACUAAAUGUUCUUUAGGAACAAACUAAAAGAUCUUUAAGAACAAACUAAUCGAUCUUAAGGAACAAAAUCAAUUAUCUUUAAGAACAAACUAAGCAAUCUUUAUGAAAAAAACUAAGCGAUCUUUACAACAAACUAAGCGAUCUUUACAAACAAACUAGAAGAUCUUUAAGAACAAACUAACCGAUCAAUAACAAAAAACUGGACGAUCUUUAACAAAAAACUAAGCGAUCUUUAAGAACAAACUAAACGAUCUUUAAUAACAAAACAGGCGAUCUUUAUGAACAAACUAACCGAUCUUUAAGAAAAAAUAAAGCGAUCAUUAACAAAAACUGGACGAUCUUUAAGAACAAACUAAGCGAUCUUUAAGAACAAACCAAACGAUCUUUAACAACAAACUAAGGGAUCUUUAACAACAAGCUAAAUGAUCUUUAACAACAAACUAAGUGAUCUUUUAGAACAAACUAAACGAUCUUUAACAACAAACUAAGCAAUCUUUAACAACAAGCUAAGCGAUCUUUAAGAACAAAUUAAGCGAUCUUUAAGAUUAAACUAAGUGACAUUUUAGAACAAUCUAAGCGAUAUUUAUGAACAAACUCACCGAUCUUUAAGAAAAAACUAACCGAUCAAUAACAACCAACUAAUCGAUCUUUAAAAACAAAUUAAGCGAUCUUUUAGAACCAAAUUUUUUAGAGACCAGGUUUAAAAAUAUAAUAUUUUGCAUUAAUUUCCCCUCCCCCUCCCACCCCCCCCCCACCCAAUUUUUGCCAAAUUUUCUCCUACCAUACUAAUUUUAAAAAAAAAUUGUAAAGCAAUUUUAAUUACUUUUAUAUUAAAAUGGUAAAAUCCAAAGUAUUCAUUAGAUCAAGGGUCUCAAACUCAAAUCAUGGGGGGCGGGGCGCAAGAGGUAGUGUCUGAAUGAGAGUGGGCCGCAUCAAGUAAUCCACAAAAAAGCGAUUACAACUGUUACAAUCUGCUCAACCUUUAUAAAUAACAAUAAAAUCAUUAAGGGUUCUUAUAACUAGGAGUCACUUUCAUCCACCUACUCACUGUUGCCAGAGACCUGGCAUACAAAAAUAUAUAGAAACAUUUAAAAAAAUAAUCAGUAUUAGAUUAGUCAGUGUGAUUCGACUGAAACCGUCGCGGAGAGUCACGUUAUAUUGUCUUGCGAGUCACAAAUGGCUCGCGGCUGCGAGUUUGAGACCCCUAUAUUAGAUGUUUAUUAAUAUUCACGAUUAUCUCAUUUUUUAUAAAAAGAAUGUCAAUAUUUAUACUUUCCCACAUCAUUUUCGAUGUAUGCAGAAUGUAUGCUGGAACGAAUUUCAAAAUAUCUUAAUAUUUCAGUUUCGGUUUCGGCUUUGGUUUCGGCAAAAAUUCAUUUUUAACUUUCAGCCUUUUUUCGGUUUCGGCCGAAAAUCAUUUUAAAUUUUCAGCCUAUUUUCGGCUUGGGCCGAAAUCAGAAAAUCAAUUUCGGUCGGUCUCUAGUUGAGAUAAUAAAAAAAGAAACAGAAAAAAAUGUAAAAUACUUUUUUGAACAAAAAAUUGAUCAGGAGAGUUAAAAGAAAAACAAAAUAUUCUGUUUGCAAAAUUUUUAUUUUGGAUUAAUUUACCUUGAUCUCUUGGUAUUUUCAUUUUGAGCUGAAAUUCAUUAAAGUAGAUUUAUUAAUUAAAGCUAAGAAAUAUGUGUUCUACGAUCUCAUUUAUUUGUACAUAUUAAUGUGAGAAAAUAUUUUUACCUUUUUUCAUGACAAGUUUUUACCAAACUUUAAAAAAAUUAUAUACUCUGUAAUAUGUUAAAAUAAAUCAAUUUGAAUAUUUGUAAUUUAUUUAUCUUUUGUCAGGAAUUGAUUAUGGAGGUAACUGCAGAUCAUCUAUUCAAUGUUUGGAAAGUUUAAGCUGUGUCGCUGGAAUUUGUGAUUGUUCAUUAAAAGAGUUUUAUAACAUCAGUAGCAUGACUUGUCAGACCAGUAAGUAAAAAGUCAAGCUUAAUCUAUUAUUUGAGUAGUGUUAAAGUCUUGAGCUUUGACUAUGAAUAAAGUUCACCAAAUGUUAAUUAUAAAAAAAAUUAAUUUUGAUAGGUAUUGACAUUUUGAGGAUGAAGUCUAAAAUAGUUUGUAAACAAAUUCAAGAUUAUCUCAUAAACAAAUAAAAAGUUAUCUUAUAAUCUUUGCUCAGAGUCUAAAUAGGCUUAAAAUAAUUAGAAUGUAUUUUUCUCCCUUUUUAAUAUUACAAAAGAAUACAGCGCUUACAGCUCAUGCACCAAUUCUUCUCAGUGCAAAGCUACAUUGGUCUGUGAAAAGGGAAAAUGUAAUUGCUUCAAUGAAAAUUACUUGGAAUCAAAUACAGGACUUUGCAAAGCAAGUAAGUCUUUCAUAGUUUAUUUUAUCCUUUUUUACAUUGUUAUUUAUAAAUGAGAUAAAUCUCUUCUUUUAAUUUUAAGAAUAUAUAAAAGUUAAUAUAAAACAUCCAGUGCUUGGUUUAGCGUGAGUAAAUAUGCCUUGUCAGCACUUUCAAAAAAAGUCCCCAAUCACACAAAGCAUAUAUGUCUUAACCCCAUAAGUGUUGAACAGAUCUCUUGCAAUAUAGACUUUUUCCUGUGUAUUCUUCUGCAUCCAGCCACUUUUAGUUUAAAGAAAUAUUAUUUGUGUCCCUAUUUCUUUUCUAAAUACUUGCAAUCAAUUUUACAACUUUUCUGUGCUAACUUCUUUACAUUUUCAUAGCAUUUGGAAAAGAAGGAAAGUAUAAUUUUUAUUAUUAUACUUGUAAUCUGAAAACUGUUUUAAAUCUAUCUUAAGAUUUAUUUUGCUUCUAAAUUCUCUUUUUAUUAAUAUAAUCAGAACUCCCUGCAUACAGUACAUGUGACAACUCACCACAGUGCCAAGGUACAUUGGUCUGCUUGGCUGGCAAAUGUAAAUGUAUCAAAGACAAAUAUUUGGACAAUCUUGAUGGACAGUGUAGAGCCAGUAAGUUGAGUUAUUUUUGCUAUUUUUAAUUUUAAGGGCAUUUGAUGUGAAUUUAUUUUAUGCAGUAAGGUUUCAAUUUUAGAAAGGAAAAUAAAUGAAAAGCAAUGUUGAGAUAAUAAAAAAAAGAAACAGAAAAAAAUGUAAAACACUUUUUUGAACAAAAAAUUGAUCAGGAGAGUUAAAAGAAAAACAAAAUAUUCUGUUUGCAAAAUUUUUAUUUUGGAUUAAUGUAACUUGAUCUCUUGGUAUUUUCAUUUUGAGCUGAAAUUCAUUAAAGUAGAUUCAAUUAAUUACAGCUAAGAAAUAUGUGUUCUACGAUCUCAUUUAUUUGUACCUAUAUAUGUGAGAAAAUAUUUUUACCUUUUUUCAUGACAAGUUUUUACCAAACUUUAAUUAAAAUUUAUACUCUGUAACAUGUUAAAAUAAAUCAAUUUAAAUAUGUGUAAUUUAUUUUUCUUUUGUCAGGAAUUGAUUAUGGAGGUAACUGCAGAUCAGCUAUUCAAUGUUCUGAAAGUUUAAGCUGUGUCUCUGGAAUUUGUGAAUGUUCAUUAAAAGACUUUUAUAACAUCAGUAGCAUGACUUGUCAGACCAGUAAGUAAAAAGUCAAGCUUAAUCUAUUAUUUGAGUAAUGUUAAAGUCCUGAGCUUUGACUCUAAAUAAAGUUCACUAAAUAUUAAUUAUAAAAAAUUUAAUUUUGAUAGGUAUUGACAUUUUGAGGAGGAAGUCUAAAAUAGUUUGUAAAAAAAUUCAAGGAUAUCUCAUAAACAAAUAAAAAGUUAUCUCAUAAUCUUGGCUCGGUGUCUAAAUAUACUUAAUAUAAUUAGAAUGUAUUUUUCUCCCUUUUUAAUAUUACAAAAGAAUACAGCGCUUACAGCUCAUGCACCAAUUCUUAUCAGUGCAAAGACACAUUCGUCUGUGAAAAUGGAAAAUGUAAUUGCACACAUGAUCAUUAUUUGGAUUUAAAUACAGUUCUUUGCAAAGCAAGUGAGUACUUCAUAUUUUAUUUAAUUUUAUGUCUCAUUGCAUUUAAAACUUCAAUCUACUCUUUAUAUUUGAAGAAUAUUUACAAAAGGAAAUAAUUCAUACAAUGAAUGACAUGAGUAAAAUUGUAUGUGUGUAAUCCCAAAAUAUGACAAGUGCCCCAACACACAUUAAAUUUUUGUCUAAGCCACAAAAGUGCCUAUAAGUGUAUUUGCCCUCUUUACAUGACAAUGGAUUUUCUUAAGUCUUAGUCAGUCAUUUUAAUGACUUGAUAAAUAUAAAAUAAUUUUUCUUCUUUUUUUGUUUUUUUAUUAAGAGCUUCCAGCAUACAGCAUGUGUGACAACUCAUUCCAAUGCCAAGAUACAUUGGUAUGUCUGGCUGGAAAGUGUAACUGUGUCAAAGAGAACUUCUUGGACAUUUCUAAUGGAAUAUGCAAAGGCAGUAAGUUGAGAUAUUUUUCUAGGUUUAAUAUUAAAGGCAAUUUCUAGUUGUUAAAACCAAAUUCAUGUUUUCAUAAGAAAAUGAUGAGAUCUUUAAGGCGAGUGAACAAUUAUGUGUAAUUUACAUAGCCACAUUUUAUCCCUUGAAGUAUUUAGAAGCAGCCUUAAAAAAAGUGGUCAAAACUCGGUGUUAAAUACUAUAACUUGCUUUCAUCAUUUUUAAAGAUUUUUCUAUUGAUGAUUAAGUAUCUCUUCUCUGAAAAUGUUUGUAUGUAAUUUAGGCUAUCGGUUCCACUUAAAUAUUAUAUUUAUAAAUUUACUUAUAUAUUAUCUGUUAGGGUUUGGAGCUCAAGAAAGAUGCAAUUCAACAACACACUGUAAAGAAAGUUUAACAUGUUUAUCUGGAGUUUGUGGUUGUACUUUUGAAGAAUUUUAUAACAUCAGUACACAUUCCUGUCACAAUAGUAAGCUUAAUUGCUGCAUUAUUAAAGUAGGAAUUUAAACAUCUGAAAUAUAAAAUAUAAAUAUGAUUCAUAAAAAAAAUCUUCUAAACAAUUCCUUUGAGUACUUUGCUUUUAACCUAUUUAUUUGUGUAAAUUGAUUGAAUUUAUGGUAGGAACUUCACCAAAUGAGAGAUUGAAAACAACUUUUUUUGUGGGGUAACUCAAGAUACAAAAAACUCACUUUUCAAUAAACUACAAAAGGGUGUGGAUGUUUCAUAGUCAAAAUCCAUCAUACACUAAUAUACUUGUUACCAUAAUUAAAGUAGGAUACAUGAUAUUCUUUUUGAAUUAUAUUAAAAUGUAUUAUUAAAAGAAUUGAACUUACAAUAGGUUAUAUUUUGAGUCAUUGCCUUUGAGGUAUAAUAGUGUAAACUCUGCAUUGUUCAUAAAAAUAUCUUAAUGAAGCUAAAAUUAUUUUUACAUGUUGUUGUUACUCUUGUUUAACAUUCACAUUGUUUAGUGUACAGAAUCGUUUACACACACACAUUUACAACGUUUUCAAGAGUUAAUAAGGAAAAAAAAUGCAAAUCCUCCAUAGAUCAGCUUUAUAUGCAUUUCAGGAUUCUGGGAUUGUAUUAAAAGCCAAUAUUAUAAUCCCAUUUCUAAAUUGGGCAAUAAAAUAGUUCCAUUUUAGUAGUUAAUUAAAUAUAAAUUAAAAAAUGCAACUAUUGAUAAAAGGAAUCAAUCUGAUUUUUUUAAAAGGUCUAAACAAAAUAAUAAUCAAUAUUAUUCAAUAGUAUUCAAUAGUAUUCAAUUGUGUAUAAUAGUAUUAUAUUUUUUAUAAAAAUAUUAUAUUUUUUAUAAAAAUAUUAUCAUUUAUCAUUUAUGAUGCAUUUAAUUAUUUCAAAAAGUAUUGUCUGCCUUCAGUCUUUGUAAUGUUUCAUCUCAGUACAAACAUAAUGAAAUGUGUAUUUGUGGCAGAUAAAAUUGUUCAUUAAAACUUUAUCUGAGUAUAACAGAUGCCGCUUGUCAAACAAAUGAGCCCUUUAUGUACAGGGUGGGCCAAUAAAAGUGAGAACAUCUCGUAGCGUAAUUAGAUAACUCAUCUCAUAUCCAAUUUUUUGAAAUUAUCUUUAGGGUUCGGUGCAUUAACUGAAUGUAAAGACUCUUCUCAGUGCAAGGCAACAUUAAGCUGCAUCAAUGGGAGAUGUAACUGCACGGUGGAUACAUUCUUUGACUUGCCUUCUGGCACCUGUCAUUUGAGUAAAGCGAUUUUUUAAUUUUGCUGUUAUUAUUGGAUAGAAUAUGGUGAUAUAAUUAUAAUCAAGAAAAUUUAAGCAGAAAUUAUUACUUUUUAAGAUGAGAAAUAUUUCAUACAUUAUAUUUUUGACAGGGCUCAGUCAUAGAAGUAAGUGUCAAAACACUUCUCAAUGCUUAGAAAAUUUCAAUUGUGUAAAUGGAGCUUGUGAUUGCAAUCCAGGACAGUUUUAUAAAAAUAGCUCCAAAUCAUGCAUUACAAGUGAGUAUUUUAUUAUUUGUGUUUGCGGCAUUCAUGAAGAAUUUUUUUAAUAGCACAAUUUUUUGAAUGUUGGAACAAAAAACUUGACUUGAUAUGUAUUUUUAGUAAAUAAUCUUAAAAUUAAAUUUUGAAACAGCCAUUCUUUCUUCCAAUCACUUUGUGUCUUUAUUUAUUAACAGUGUCUAUGUGUACACUACUUUGUUUGCAGAAAUAACAAGAUGGAAUAAAUGCAACUCAACCAGGGAAUGUAUUGACACUUUAACUUGUGUUUCUGGUGUUUGUGAUUGUACAUUUGAACAGUUUUUUGAUAGCAAUGUCAGACGGUGUAGUAUGAGUAAAUAACAGUACAUAUAAUCAUCUAUCAUACCAUUAGAAAAUAAUGAUAUGGAAAUCUGUUACAUUAAAAUUUGUAUAUUCAUUAUGUUAGGUAAAAUAUUUUAAUUUAAUUAUUUAUAAGUUUAUAAAUAUGAAAUUUUAAAAAAAUUACUUAUAAUGACAUAGAUUUUAUACAUUGAAAAAAUGACCAGAGUAACUAAUAUUUUCUAUUCAUUAAAUUCAUUUUUUUGUUUUCCUUACAGGGUUAAAAGCUUUUAAUCCAUGCACUAGUUCAACUCAUUGUAAAGAAACACUGACAUGUGUGGGAGAGAAAUGUGUGUGUAUGAAGGACAAUUUUUGGGAUCUUAAUUCAGAUUCCUGUAAACCAAGUUAGUUUUUUUUUUAAUGGAUUUGUCAAUACUGGUUCUACUUUCUUUCUCCAUAUUAAGAUUAGGUUAACCAUUAAUAUAUUUCCACCAGGAAAAAUUUCAAGCAUGAAAAUAAGCUGUCUAGUAUUAAUUUUUCUUUGAAUUUGGUGCUGGCAUUGCAUCUAGUAUGAUAUAUUUUGCUGUUUUGUAUUUAUUCUAAAUUGUACAAAAGCAUAUUUCUAACUCUGCACAUUAUUACAGCUAAGUUUAGAUACUCAAUGAUAGGUGGACUACCGGGACUCCCCCUACUUUGAAACAAAAUACUACUCAAAAUUUGGUCAUUUUUGAAUGUGGAGGACAAGCAAUACAUAAAUAAUACAUGCUAGAAUCCCACUGAAGCAAACUAUAAAUAUAUUUCAUCUAUGAAGAUAAGGGUUGUACUCUAAUCAGGGUUAUUCAUGGGGAUGGGGGCAAAGGGGUCACCCACCAUGUAUGCAAAAUUCAGAGGGUCCAAAAUUGUCAUUUUUCAAUAAAAAAUAUGUGUAUUAAUAAAAUAUAUUCAUUUUGGGAAAGAGUGUGCCUGACUUCAGCAUUUGGCUAGUCACAGUUUUUGAAUGGCACAGCACUGACUCUGAUAAACUUUGUUCAAUCUCAUUAAAUACUCUUGUUUUUUUAAAACAUAGAACUUUUAAAAGAACAGUCCUGUAAUGAAACCAGCCAAUGUUUGGACAAUCUCACUUGUGUUCAUGGUUUCUGUGACUGUACAGAAGAUCAAUUCUAUUUUGCUAAUGAAACAUUUUGUCACACAAGUAAGAAUAAAUGUUUUAAGUCUUCAUACAUUUGUCACUUUGCUUAAAGAAUGAGGAUUAAACUAUUCUGUGAUCAUUUAUUGUCAAGUUUUCUUCUAAAAAAAAAAUCAAGUAUGGAGUUUUUUUUAUUAUUAUAUAUUUAAAUUUUUAACUGAACUAAUUAAAAAAUAACAAAUAAAAAUUUUAAAAGUUACAUUUUUGCAACUAUUGGUCUUUAAAUUAUAAAAACACAUUUUUAGUAAAUUUAUAAAUUACAAUAUCAAAGUAAUUCCAAUUAAAAAUCUUGCACAAUGUAAAGCAUGAAAGAGUUUAUCCCAGCAAAGUAAAAGUUACAUUAUCCUAUUAAACAAGUUGUAUUGAUAGUGUCUGUCUGUGAAAAUGUGUAAUUUUCUUAGUUCCAAUUUUGUAUGCAAGAAGAGUAUGAAAUAAAAAUAAUGAAAGUAAAUUAUGUUAUUCAUGCUGAAAUUUAAAAUCCCAUAUAUUUUAAAAAUUUUUUGUUUCAAUGAACUUUUUGGAAUGGUUUCAAAAUAUAUGACUAAGAGUUGAAGCUUUUAGUUAUAGUUUCUAUAAAUUUAAAAAAUGUGUAUUGCUAACAAAUUUUAAAAUGUGUAUUGUCCAGAGCACAGUUAGAAUCUAGCUUAUUUAAUUGAAAUCAAUUACUUUAGAAACUUAUUUUACAUCACACACAAAGUUUGAACUUAAAAUUGUUAUUGCCAACUAUUUAUUAUUUUUUUGGUUCUUUCAAUUUUUUGUGUGUUUACUUACUUAUAAUGGACCAUAUUUGAUAUUUUGUGAUUAAAUUAAUGAGUGGCACAUUAAAGAAGUAUUUGUAUUAUUACAUUUUUAGAAUUUGGAGAUAAAAGCGUAUGCAACAUUUCAUCACAAUGUUACCAAAAUCUGGAGUGUUUCAAUGGUAUAUGUACGAGUGGAGAAAAUUCAUCCAAAUUAAGUGUGUGAAUUUGAGUAAUUUUAAUUUUCUUACUUACAGUUACAGGAGAGAUUAAUUCAUUUAGAAAUAAUUUAAUUGUUUGUUAUAGAUUGUUGGGUAGGUAUAGGUGCAACGUUGGGAUGUAAUCCAAAAAUAUUAUAGUAUUUGUUGGGUUUUUCAUUAUUUAAUUCAAUAUAUUGAAUAUAGCAACACGUUUUUAAUUAUUAAGCCAAGUUUUUAUAUUGGAUUUCAGAAUUUAAUAUUUUCUACAUUGUUGGCAUUGCUAUUGGUGGAUCAAUUUUUCUGGUUGUUAUUAUAACCACUCUUAUAGUGAGAAGAAGGUAAGAAGAAUUAAAAAGUUAUUAAUUUAACAAAUAUUAAUAAAAUGUACAUACAAAAUUAAAAGCAUGUAAUACAAAGUAACUAAUGAGAGGAAUGUCACUUUGACACUUUUUAGGCCAAAACACUUUGUUGGAUUUAAAAUGUUCUAACAUGUUAAACUUCUUUUAGUUAUUAACUCUCCCUUACAUUAAAGGCUUAAAACUCUACCUUUGUGAUCAGCACUCAACACACCUACUAGAUUUGCAAGUAUCUCAAUAAUGAAAGAGAUACAAUAAAUCAUAUAGUAAAAUAUAAUAUCCAAUUUAUAAAUUUUAUAAUUUGGAAGGAUUAUUUUUUUCUAUUAUUUGAAACUAAUAUCAGUAAAUAAUUAUUUAUGAAAUAUGAUUUAGAAAUGCUGCCAUAUAAAGCUAAGAAAUAAAUCGACCUUUUUCUUUUUUCAUAAUGCUGCGUUAUAUAUAUAAUGAGUAAAAAAAAGAAAUUAUUCAAACAAUAUUUGUAUUGUUUUGAAUUAGAUCAAUCUGCUUGAAUUUAAAUAAAAAAAAGAGUCAAAUAUCAAAUAUUCAAGGAGCAGGGCUUUUAAAAAAUUUCAAUUAUGAAUUUUAAAAAAAAAUAUAUUAACAAUAAAAAGAAUAUUUCUCUAAAAAUUAUUUUUAAUUGAUAAAUUUUCUUUAUUUUAUUUAAAGAAAAAUAUGCAAAGUUUAAGUUUAUGUCAAAAACUAAAAUUUGUAGAAACUUUUGAGAUUAACAGCUACAGCUCCAAAAGUAAAUGUUUUUUUUUGUAUUAUAAAAACGUUUUACACAAAUGAUCAUAUCAGAUCCAAAUAAAUGUGAAAGUACGGAAUAAUAAUUGUUAUUAAACUAAUUUCACUGCAGUAUCCAUUAAAGGCACCAUUACAGUGAUCUAAAUAAUCUUAAUUUGUGUUUUAUCAUUAAUAGGAAACGUCAGAUUCAUGUACCUCAAAGUUCCCAAGAAAACAUCCAUAAUUUGUCUGACAGUGUAAAUACAAAGAGUAAAAACAAUACAACUUUCAGACAUGUUGACAGGAUUUGUCAGGCUCAAUGGGUAGAAGGUGAGGACUCCUUAUUAAUCUAGAUUGGCUAAUAAUUUAAACUAUAAAUGGAAAUGUAGCAAUAUAUAAAUCUCUUUCUCUCUCUUUAUAUAUAAAUAUAUUAUGCAAAAGACAUGAACUGAUGGGGCACUUCCAGUGAAACUAGGAACUUCAAACGUGAUACCAGUGAGACUGAUAAUCCCCAGAUUGUUGAAAAGUUGAAAACAAUUAGUGCAAAAGACCUCCCCCACAUUAGUAUUCCAGCCAACCUAUAAAUUCAAAUGUUUGAUUAGAGAAGAGAGUACCCCUAACAAUUUCAACAGUUGAAACACUUUUGAAGGAGCCUAGGGUGACAGUUUGUGAAGAAGGGAUUAUAAAAAAAAUAGCAAAUUUUUUUUCCAAACAGCAAAGAGAUACAAUUUUGGGAAUCAAUAGAAUGGAGGGUAAAGAAAGUACAGAAACAACAGUAAAUAAUUUAGUUUGGGAUGAACGUUAUGGGGAAAAUACAAUUUAAAUUGAAACAGGAAAUUUUGAGGUAAAUUAACUAGAAACAUGAGAGUUGUGAACAUGAAAGAUGUGAACAGGAGAGAUGUGAACAGGAGAGAUGUGAACAGGAGAGAUGUGAACAGGAGAGAUGUGAACAUGAAAGAUGUGAACAUGAGAGAUGUGAACAUGAGCGAUGUGAAUGAGAGAAGUGAACAUGAGAGAUGUGAACCAGCAAAGUUUGGAUUUUCUAUUUUUAUGUUAAACAUUUCAAGUUUAUAUAUAAGUGUAUAAAUAAACAUCCCUUUUAUUUUAAACUCCAAAGGUAAAAAAAAAAUCAUUAAAAAAGAUCGCUUAUUAUUACUUUUUUUAAAGGAAUGAAUCUUUGUUUUUUUUAAACAAAAAUGAGCAAUGGGUAUUGCUAACAAAAACUCCAUUGUCAACAUGAGGGGCUAUUUAAUAUAUUGCAAUCAGAUCUUUUUUUUUUCCACAAUAAUUUACUUACUAUUGAAACUGACCUAUUAAAGAAUUAUUUUAAAAAAAUCUAUAUCAGGUAACAAUGUUUACACAACCAUAGAGUCAAUGGACAAGAAAACAGUGAAUACAUCAGAGAUUUGAGUUUAAGGUGAUACUAGCAAAUAGGUCAAGUAGUUUUUAAAAUAAUUAACAAAAUUUUUUUUAUAUGUGUAAUCCUAAAAAUAAUUGUAACAAGUUAGAUAACCUAAAGAUUUUAUAAAAUUAAUCAUAUGAUUUAACAUGGGAAUCUAUUAAAACCCUUGAAAAAAAAAGUGUGCUUUUUUGGUUUGUUUUUUUAUAAAUUCAACUUUAGUUGGCAAAAUCAA
This is a messenger RNA of Lymnaea stagnalis (great pond snail), 28573 nucleotides long. NCBI's taxonomy places the organism in Eukaryota, Metazoa, Mollusca, Gastropoda, Lymnaeidae. The record is from the annotation of a GenBank genome assembly.